Messenger RNA from Papilio polytes (common Mormon), 1233 nucleotides. RefSeq lists its product as uncharacterized. The record is from RefSeq and is a predicted model, not a curated record. NCBI's taxonomy places the organism in Eukaryota, Metazoa, Arthropoda, Insecta, Lepidoptera, Papilionidae. The coding region runs from base 181 to 1143 and encodes 320 amino acids. The transcript has 5 exons. Gene Ontology annotation, molecular function: galactoside binding; carbohydrate binding.
CAUGUGUCACAUUUUUACACAUUCGGUAUCAAUAUUUAUUGAUUAAUAAAUUAUACAAAAGACAUAAACAUCGCUGUUAUGUUUAAAUUAUUUGUUCAAAAUGUCAAAAGAUAUUAUUUACACUAACCUGGAUAGAACUGCUGUGAAAUAUUAUUGUAACGGUGCAAAUCCUAGCGUAAAAUGCCUGUCUUUACGGCUAAUAUUCCCGCUUUGCUUAAAGUUGGCGACAAAAUUGAAAUUGGUGGAAAAAUUAAGGACAACGCCCGAAAGAUGUCGGUUAAUCUCUGCGCUCAAGAAGGCGAGGAACCAAGGGACGUGGUGCUGCAUUUCGAUGUGAGAUUCCAUCGCGACAAUAUUAUUUCUCUGUCAAGGAAAAACGGUAUCUGGAUAGGCAGCGGCAACUACGACACUAACUAUAAUAUGUUUGUACCUGAAUUUAAUAAUUAUCUACAUUCAGGUACGAUAUUUAGGAUAGUCUUCGAAGUGAAGGACACAGAUGUGAUUACAAUCUAUUGUCAGGGCAAAUUUCAUUCUAACUUCUUGCCGAAAAUCCCGCUGAGCAUGGCGCGCUACAUCGUCGCCUGGGCUGAUGUAGAGAAAAUUUCACAUUGUUACUUCCAUUUCGGGUAUAAAGGCGUUGGUGACGAAGAAAGGCCAGGAUUUCCGCCAAUGCAAUCACCGCGAGCACCCCCAAAUAUGGUAGUCGGAGAUAACAAGAGAUGUCAACGACCUCAUAAAAAGUUAACCGGUUCACCAGCUCUUCACUCUUCGAACGAAAGUUCAGAAGAUGAACACGGUAAAGUAAGGGCAAAAGCAGAAGGAAGAGCGGAUCGUUUUUUUUAUGAAACAUUAAUGUGUCAAGCUCCGGACUAUUCUAAAUUCGUACACGACCCCAAAUGUAGACGCGACAAGGUGCCACCACGCGCGAAAGCAGAAUACAGCAAAAAAUAUAGAGAGAUUUCUGAUAGCGAAAAGAAUGACACGGAGGAUUUUUCCGAGGAGCUAGUUUCCAAAACCAUGGAUUCGUCUAUGAUCGAAUCAGAAGAAGUGCCGGAAAUGAUGUUGAAAAAAAGAUGUCGCCGAGGGAAGUUUGCGCCACUAGCCCAGGUCGUAAAUUUUAUGGGAAAAACAAAGAGGAACUAAUUAUGCGCCACCGUGGCCAAUUUUUUUAUCACUGGUAAUUUUAUACAUGACUUCAAUUAUUUUGUACGUACAAUUGUUUUUUUAACCUUU